ACACAGUUUAUCUACCAAUAUCCCCCCCCAAACAUAUUGUACAGAGUACUCUGUACUACGCUUGCAAUAUGAUGGAGGCGACCGAGAUCCAAACUCUGGCGCACCAAAUUACGGCGGCUCAGGAAGAUGAUAUUGAGCCUGCAAUUCCCAUAUUGAAAGAGCUUGCAUUUACUCCCUACGCAUGCUCUUCUGUCGAGCAAGUCUCUGGCGGGGUUGUCAACUUUACUUUCAGGGGCUUCCUCUCCAACCCUCUUCCCAAUGGCAGUAGCAGCGUCAUUAUCAAACAUUCCAAAGACUUCUCGGGGUUUAUUCCUGGGGUGCAGAUCCAAGCUGCCCGAUGCCAAGGCGAACAACGAAUUCUUCAAGCUCUCGCAAAUGGUCUGAGCCCAAUUGUCCAUCAGAAUGGUAUACUGGUUCAGACACCUUGCCAAUACCACUUUAUUCCGCACCUCAAUGCUCAAGUGAUGGAAGAAUUCCCGGACGUCACUACGUUAGGUAGAUUCCUCCUUUCUUCGGAGUCAAGCAAACUCUCAGGAUCGCUUGCCACAGGCAUCGGCCGUGCCUUGGGGCGUUGGUUGACGUCCUUUCACGACCGUAGCUCAGUCCCAGAAGUGGUACAGGAGGUUGGCUGCAACGAAAAAGGCCGGGAUGCGAUGUAUACCCUUUUGGCUGGCGGCGUGGCCAAAGCAAUGGAUAACUUCCCCAGCCUCUUUGAUGGACGUGCGGACGAUUUCCAGAAGUAUGUACAAGAGGCAAUUUAUGGUGAAAUUGAUGAGGCUAGCAAGACAAUCGUCCAUGGGGACUUUGCUGUCCGAAAUAUUUUGAUCUCAAACUCGGCCGCUACUACUCAGCAAAAUAUCCUUGUUUCCCCUAUCGACUGGGAAGCGUACCACCUUGGCCGCAUCGAAUUUGACCUGGGACAGUUUCUGGGAGACCUCUACACACAUGAGUAUUUCAAGGGUGUUGGUAGUUGUACAGCUCUGCUUCAAGGCUUUUUAGAUGGCUAUAAACCAUUGAGCAAAAAGCAACUGUCCUCCGUGGCAGUCUAUACUGGAAUUCAGAUUUUGGUUUGGGCACCUGUUGUUGCAGCACCGAUGACCAGGGAGCAGGAGGAGCAGCUUGUGAGUUACGGAAGGGACCUUAUCUUCAAGGGUAAAGAGGAAGAUUGGGGAUGGCUCGAGACUAGCUAUAUCGGGCCUAUCUUCAGAAAAGAAACCGUGUAGUUAGACCUCUUUAAUAGAAAAUUCAUACUUAGUACGUUGAAUAACGAACAUCGUCGG
Molecule: messenger RNA, 1280 nt
Organism: Aspergillus glaucus CBS 516.65
Lineage: Eukaryota; Fungi; Ascomycota; Eurotiomycetes; Eurotiales; Aspergillaceae
Product: phosphotransferase family protein
Exons: 3
Coding region: 69-1223 (384 amino acids)
Biological process (GO): protein phosphorylation
Molecular function (GO): protein kinase activity
Source: RefSeq, a predicted model, not a curated record